Moesziomyces aphidis is the source of this 918-nucleotide messenger RNA. NCBI's taxonomy places the organism in Eukaryota, Fungi, Basidiomycota, Ustilaginomycetes, Ustilaginales, Ustilaginaceae. The record is from the annotation of a GenBank genome assembly.
AUGUCGUUCUCGCUCCUUUCCACGCAGCCGCUGUUGCGCGGUAGCCAGCUUGCAGCACGCACGCUGGGCGCCGCGCCGGCCUUGUCCAUCCAGGCCGGGCUGGUGCGGUCGAUGCACACGCGUCCCACAACUCCUGCCGGUCCUGCAGGUCGACGCGCAUGGCCGCUCAAGACGCUCGGUGGCGGGCUGGUGGCUGGUGGUGGCUGGUUUUGUCUGGGCACUACGUCCGAGCAGCGUUCGUUCUCCAUCCACUCUCCGGCCGAGUCCGAGGCAGCCAUCACGGGAUCCUCGACGCUCGUUCGACCCGCAUCGCCGUCCGCCCCACGCAGGCAGACAGUCACGCUCGUCUUUGUCACUUCCCAAGCCACCCGCACCGGUGUGGUCAAGAGUCUCAUGUCCAGCCUCGCGGGUGGAUCGGGCGAGCAGCAAAAGUGGCUUUCCUGGAUCGGAUACUUUCGCGAAGCCGGGUACGACUGCAUCCAGAUGAACCUCGCCAUCCCCGAGACCGGUGGCGAUCUGGCGGAUGAACUGCACCAGCAAAUCAGGCUGAGCAAUUUGCAGCGUCAGCCGGUGCUGUUUGUCCACCACUCGGGCGAUGCGGAUGAGGCGGCACAGGCGGUUGGCAGGUACAUCCAACCCGGACAGGCGGCAGGCGGGUUCUGGAGUAGGAUCUUUGGAGGCGGUGCGUUUGGUGCGCGUCCAGCCAUCUCGGGUCUGGUGGUCAUUUCGGACGCCGACGCGGCCCAGGCAAGCCAGCUGUUCACCAAGCAUCCCAAGCUCAACACGCUCGUCGUGGCGAGUGCCGCCGAGGAGGGCAAGAAGGGCAAGGCGACACUCAUGGAUGCAGAGAAGAAAUCGCACGAGGCACUCGUCAAGGAUAUCGAACGAUGGCUCAUCAGGGAGGGUUACGAAGGCUAA